ACGGCCCUCCGCAGCGGGCGGAGGUUUGCUCCCGGGCCGCUGGUUGUUUCUUCUCCUUGUUGUAGCUGCUUUAGGCGAUUAGACUUAAAAUGGUUACGUGCUGGGUGUAGCGCCCUGGCCUUCAAUGGAGGUGUCCUCCCUUACAGAAGACUCAAUGAGAGAGAGAGAAUCGGAGAGCUGGGGGCACCUGAAGUCUGGGGACUGUCGCCAAAGGUUCCUGACCCCGAUUCUGAUGAGCAUACACCGGUAGAAGAUGAAGAGGCAAAAUCUAAGAGUAGUUCUUCAGAUUCCAGCUCAGAAGAGGAAAAAAAGAAAAAGAAGAAGAAAAGAAAGAAGAAAAAGCGGAAGGCAUCUAAAAGAAAACGCAGAAAACAUUCUGAGGACAGCGACAGUGAGUCGGAGUCUGAGCAGAACUCCAGUGAUGAGGAUAAAAAGAAAAGCAAGAAGAAGAAGAAGAAGAACAGAAAGAGGAAGUACAAGAAGAAGAAAAAUAAGAAGAGCAGGAAGGAAUCCAGUGAUUCAAGUAGUGAAGAUUCUGAUGAUGAAACAUUUCAAGGAGAAGAUCUCUGGAUUGAGAGAUCAAAAAAUACAGAAGCUGAUAGCUUGAUUGGACCAGAAGCUCCCAAAACUCAUGCAUCUCAGGAUGAUCGGCCUUUGAACUAUGGACAUGCCCUCUUGCCCGGUGAAGGUGCAGCAAUGGCAGAAUAUGUAAAAGCAGGAAAACGCAUACCCCGGAGAGGUGAAAUCGGCUUGACCAGCGAAGAGAUUGCCUCAUUUGAGAGCUCUGGUUAUGUCAUGAGUGGCAGCAGACAUCGCCGAAUGGAAGCUGUGCGUCUGCGUAAAGAGAACCAGAUUUACAGCGCGGAUGAAAAGAGAGCUCUGGCAUCCUUUAACCAGGAGGAGAGGAGGAAACGGGAGAAUAAGAUCCUUGCAAGCUUUCGAGAGAUGGUCUACCGAAAGACUAAGGGCAAAGAGGAAAAAUAAUUCUUUAUUUGAACUGUACGCUGUAGAUUUUACCAAGCAGCAGCUAACCUGCUCCAGUCAUGAUUUGAAAAAAACCUGCAAGUGCUGCAGUGCCUUUCACCCAGCAGGGCCAAGCCUCAGGUGUGGAUUACUUGUAUCAAGGAAACAGUUACUUUUGUCAAAUUUUCUUGGAUGAUUUGUUCACUGUCUACCAGGAAUCCCUGUGAAGUGAAAGGCCACAAGACGGGGAAGGCAGACACAGGCAGGGAAGAUUAGAGGUGGCAAUGUUCUGUGCUCGCUUUGAAUCGGACAAGCAGGAGGAUUCCACGGGAGGGCUUUCUCACCCGAUGCAAUUUUCCAUUUAUUUUAAUUAAUGAGAAUAGAGUGGUCAUCAGAAGCAAGCUGCUAGUAACAGUAGCAAGAAUGAAGGAACUCCUGAGUUCCUGUUUAAGAUCUAAGAUUGUCCACUUAGGUAUUUUUCUGUAAGUCUUUUAGAUUUAUUUUUUUUCUCAAAACAUUUGAGUUUGGCUUGUGGUUCAAACUAGACUUGUAAAUAGAAAUUAGUUUGUAAUUUAAUACAGACUGGCUUCAGUUACUUUAAAGCAAGCAGAUCACAAUCAAGGUAUAAAGUAAUAGUAAUAGGAGGGUCUGAUCUUCUGUCCGCCAAAGCCCAUGGUGAAGAACGAAGUCGCUUGCUUCUUUUUCUCCUAUGUUAUACAUAGGUAUCAGAGCAGUGGGGUGCAGUGAUUGGAACCCCUGGAUGUACACAGGUGGUAACAAGGAUGUAUCUUUCCAUUUAUUUGAGAUUUUUUUUUUUUUUUUGUCUAUGGAAGCGUUAUAGAUUAAAACUUUCUUUUAACUCCCGUGGUAUUUUAAUUUGGUUGGUUUCAGCAGUAUUAUGUGGCUCUCUUUUAAACUCUGUACUUGGAGGCCUACUCCGGGUAGUGCUUCUGUGGUGGUUAUCUUUGAUUCAACUGCGUAUUUGCAAACAUACCCCCUUAGCCUUCUUUUUCUCAAAUGCUUUUAACAACAAAGUGUUUUCUAGAGGGUUUUUUUUUGUUGUUGUUCCUGUAAAUCUCUGUGUUGUAGUUUUGGCAGCAGAGAUGUCUUAUAUGUUUGUAUAAAGAAAAUAAAAGUCCUAUAACGUUUGCCCUGGAGUUCUGCAGACCUGGUGUUCGCAAACAGCAAGUCCAGCACAGCUGCCUAUUCCCAUUUUCGCUCUGGAACCUGGUUCUGUCCUGCCGUACCCACCCAUACCUGCAUGGGACCGUCAUGUAAAGCCAGCUGCCAGGUCAGGCUGUAGUUGAUUUUGCACAGAUUUAAUGCUUUUUAUGUAUCCACAAAGCAGAAAUGCUAAUAAGGAAGAGCCAUUCUUUCUUCAUUGUGCUUAUUUGAUUCUCCACAAAAUACCGUCAGGGCAUUGGCGAUGGUGAUUUGGAGUUGUUCGUUGCAAAGUAAGUCAACAAGGAUUAUUUUGUUUUCCAUAAUGUCAUUAAGCCACUUUUCUCUAAAAUGACCCUGUUCUGGCCUGGAGGAUGGAAUAAAAAGAGAGUAAACGCUAAGAAUAAUACUGAAUCCAAGUUUGGCUGGCUGAGAGGUGGCCUUUAUUCAUAGGACAAGCCUAACUUCUGAAAAAAAGAUCACCACCUAGACCUGUGUAAACCCAGGACAAAUUAACUAUGGAGAAGGCAGAUGCUCAUGGGGUGGCUAUCCGUGCCUGCGGUGGAGUGAAGCUGAUGAUAAGCAGGGUCAUCUGGGUUUGCGUAGCAAGAUUCUGACAUCUUCCUCCACCUCUCUGCUAUUAUUGCAAACUUGUUUACAUCAAGCUCCCAGUUUGUGUUUGGCAUGGAAAAGCUUGCUAGAACCUCCCAAGUUGUGUUGCUGAUGGAAGAGUUAAUAACAUUUACGAGUGAAACAGCCUGACGGACUCCAGAGCAAAGAGUAUCUCCGCAGGCAAGGUCUGCAAGAGAGGAGACAGGGCAGAGUUCAUAUACAGGACCUCAAAAAGCAGACAUUUUAAUGAGGUGGGAGCCACUAUCUACUACUUCAAAAAUAACCUCUGUAUUUGUACAUUUCCGAUAUGGAUUAGAAUAGCUUUGGUUUAAAGCCAUUGUGAGUAUUCUCUUGUGAAGGCUCAGAUGUUACAAUUUUAAGCUUGUACCUAGGAUAUAAGAUUUCUGACCAGUGGCUAUGAGCUGUUGUGCUGGUUUUGGCUGGGGUAGAGUUAAUUUUCUCCACAGCAGCCAGUAUGGGCUAUGGUUUGGAUUUGUGCUGGACACAGCGUUGAUAUCCCCAACCUGGGAUGGUUUCGCUCCUGCGGAGCGAGGCUGACACAGAGCCAGGGCCGACCCAGAGCCAGGGCCUUGUCUGCCUCUCACCCCA
This is a messenger RNA of Egretta garzetta (little egret), 3345 nucleotides long. It is a transcript of the gene NKAP, whose product is annotated as NFKB activating protein. Gene Ontology annotation, cellular component: nucleus. Gene Ontology annotation, molecular function: chromatin binding. The annotation marks the transcript as partial. Gene Ontology annotation, biological process: regulation of gene expression. NCBI's taxonomy places the organism in Eukaryota, Metazoa, Chordata, Aves, Pelecaniformes, Ardeidae. The transcript has 8 exons. The record is from RefSeq and is a predicted model, not a curated record.